This is a messenger RNA of Aureobasidium namibiae CBS 147.97, 2307 nucleotides long. RefSeq lists its product as uncharacterized. The coding region runs from base 1 to 2307 and encodes 768 amino acids. Gene Ontology annotation, cellular component: Rpd3L complex; nucleus; Rpd3L-Expanded complex. The transcript is spliced from 3 exons. Gene Ontology annotation, biological process: regulation of DNA-templated transcription. Lineage: Eukaryota; Fungi; Ascomycota; Dothideomycetes; Dothideales; Saccotheciaceae. The record is from RefSeq and is a predicted model, not a curated record.
AUGCCGCCGGUCGCCUCAGUCAGAAAGGCUUCGAUAGCCACUACCGACACAAACUCCGCCCGUCGGCAGUCCGCUCGACAACCACGUACCUCGACCUCGAGGCCAAUCAACUACUAUGCUCGCUCCUUCGGCCAGCUCGACAACAACCAUGAAAACCAAGAUCCUGACCCGCCAGGCUUCUUCCCCGGCGUCCAAUACUUUGCUGACUCGAUCUCUGCUCUUCCGCGCGAAGUCCAGCGUCACAUCACCCUGAUGAAAGAGGUCGAAGCAAAGGUCUAUGGUCCUACAGAGGCUUUGAAGUUUCUCACAAACAGCAUUCUGAAUAAGCCCGCCCCUCUUUCUCGCAACCAGCCCACUUCUCCACGCCUGUUGUCCUUCACAGCUCCUCCCAGUGCCACGGUCAGUUCGGCUGGUUCCGUCAUCAACGGCAACCAGCCCACUACCUUCGACCAGCGCGUUCAAGACGACCUCGAGUCGCAACAAGACGAACAAGCCGACCACGCAAGACGAUCUGAAUUUCAGUCCCUCCGUCAUGUCAUCGGCAACCUGAUCACUAACCUUGACGAGAAGAACGUCGUCAUGGCAGAAGCCAACCGCGCCCUCGCUCAGCAGCUCGCUCGUCUCGACAGCGUCAUGCCCCACGUCGAGAACGAGAUCAGCGAAGAGUCGCGUCUGGGUAGUUUGACCCAUUGGGCCUACCAAGACAACCGCGCUAAAAAGCAGACAACGACGUCGCAAAACGAGCGCAACAGAAGAGACGUCGCUGCCACCAGCAGUCUCGCCGCUGCAGCAGCUGCCGUUCACGACCAAGACAUUGCCGCAGCAAGAGGAGAAGCACGACGCGAAACAAAGAAAACAAGCCGUACUCAGGCCAUCGAUUCUGACUUCGAUGACCGUCCGACAAAAAGAGCCCAGACUGGCAAGUCGCGAAAGAAUGCCGACGCAGAACCGAAAGCUAGCGGGCUGGGAAUUGCAAACGGCACGGCCACCGCUGCUACAACAAAGAGGCGGAAGGUCGAGAAGGCUCCUGCUAUCGCUGGUGCACCAGCCAUGGAACGCUCGGCAAGCAACAUGAGCACUGUGGUCAAGGCUGCAAGAGGUGCUGGCAACACGACUCCAAGAUCGACACCGGCUGUCGAGGCCACAAAGAAGAAGGGCAAGCCCGGCCCUGCUCCUGGUACUGGAGCCGGAAAGAAGAGAAAUACCGCCCUCAACCAAGUCGCAAACUCUCCCCGACUCCCCAACUCGUCACCCGUACUGAGUAAUGCACAAUUACAAGCCGAAACCAUCUCCAGACCUGCCUCGUCUCGCAUGCGCCAAAACUCGAACUCGACGUCGAACCUGCAGCACUCACUGCUUCCCGAGAAACAAGUCAGCCGUCCAGCGUCGGUCGCCGACAACAAAUCAAUCAAUGGUAGUACAACCGGACUUGCCGAGUCGGUCCCGGCCUCAAUCACAGCCAUGGGCAAAGAGCCCAAGGAAAGUGUAGAAGAGGUGGCAGAAGACGCUAUGAAGGUUGACCAGGCUGAAAGCACUGUCCAAAAGCACAAAGCGGAGUUGUCGAAGAACGAAGACAUAGAGAUGGAGGACGCUAGUCUGGAUGUCCGCCCAACGAGACGCGGGUCUGUCACGUCUACACCGCGGACCGAGCCAUUCCCCGAAGUUGCCGUGUCACGAACCAGGGGUCGACUACUUCACAACGGACACUCGCAUCGUGGGAGCAACACAUCAGAACACUCGGCAUCCGGACACGAUAGGAAGAGCCGUGGCAGACGCAAGAGUGGUAGUGGAGCCCACAUCCUCAAGCAGAUCGCUAGCUUCAACCGAAGCCCAGACGCGGGCAGGCGGCGCGACGAGAGUAAAGAAUCGGAAAUGUCAGACGACGACGAACAUGGGAGAUCGACAAGACGAAGCCAGCCUCCUCGAGUCACGACCAUAUCCCGGAAUCGACGCGACGGUGGUUCCAGAGCAACAACAGCUAGUUCUCGGCGCUCAGAACUGUCGCCAGAAGCAGACGAUGGGCCCGGUGAAGUCGAGAACGAGGCCGAAGACGAAGAGGUGGAACAGGUUGCAGAUGAAGAGGAAGUCGAGGAAGCUGAAGAUGGCGAUGAGCCAAAGUACUGUUACUGUGGGCAGGGCAGCUUCGGCGAGAUGAUUGCAUGUGACAAUGAUGAUUGUCCGAUGGAAUGGUUCCAUCUUGGAUGCACAGGAUUGCGAGCAGUACCAGGUGAUAAUGUCAAAUGGUUCUGCGAUGUGUGCAAGGAACCUAAGGGCAAGAAGGCCAAGACGAUGGCCAACAGACAUUGA